Messenger RNA from Cladocopium goreaui, 678 nucleotides. NCBI's taxonomy places the organism in Eukaryota, Dinophyceae, Suessiales, Symbiodiniaceae. The record is from the annotation of a GenBank genome assembly.
GUGAAAGCCCUGAAAAGGGCCUUGAAGGCGGUUACCCGCCUGCGGGUGGCGGGUGGAAAGAUGAUGGAGGAGGACGACCUGGACUUGCCAGGCGCCUUCCAACGGCUCUACGCCUUCCCGGCCUCCCGCGGGCAGUCCGAAGCCGGAGGAGCGGAGGAGGUCUACCAGGCCUUGUGUGACGGCUUCGGUCUGGCGGAGUGCUUCCGCCGAGGCUUUGGAGAGGAAGAGGACUUUAAGCGCCAACUGCGGCGGUCCUUGAAAGGGCUGACCUGGUUGGCAGGAUCCUGUCUGCGUUGGGCGCGGGUCUUUGGCUCCAAAGCCCCCGUGAAACUCGAGGCGUGCAGUGGCACUGGAGAUUGGGUGGUGGCACAGGCACAAGCCGAUACUGAAGCCAAUUGGGUGGCAAGUGAGCUCAGAUAUGACCGCGUUUGGAGCAUCCUGAGCAAGUGCGUUCGCUGCUGCAAGUUCGGGCUACGCUCGGCCUGGCGGUUUGGGCAUGGUGAUUUGCAGAUUGGACCUGCCCCUUUCCAAAGUUGACGUUCCAGCAAAAGUGAUGGUUUUUGGUCAGGCACAACAGGGACGCCACCUGUCAAAUGCUGGGAAUAAAAAAAUGCAUAUCCUUUCUGGGAUGAUGAGCAAAAUAGACUGAUCUUGUUUGAUAUUGGGGCUGCUUGAAGC